This is a messenger RNA of Xenopus tropicalis (tropical clawed frog), 3796 nucleotides long. RefSeq names its product ADAM metallopeptidase domain 28, gene 1 (gene adam28). NCBI's taxonomy places the organism in Eukaryota, Metazoa, Chordata, Amphibia, Anura, Pipidae. Gene Ontology annotation, biological process: proteolysis. Gene Ontology annotation, molecular function: metalloendopeptidase activity; metallopeptidase activity. Gene Ontology annotation, cellular component: membrane. The record is from RefSeq and is marked provisional.
UACAGUCCUCUGGAUACACCAUGCUGCUUCCCCUGCUGCUCCUCACUGCCGGGCUCCUGCUCCCCCAGCCUGCAGCCUCUCAAAAGUUAACUAUUGACCCAUAUUAUGAAGUUGUAUUCCCAAAGAAGAUUCAUGCCCAGCACAAGAGAGAUGUUCAGGGCAUGUAUCCUGAAGUGGUGCAAUAUGGCAUACACAUGGGAGGGAAGCAUCUGAUCUUACACCUAGAGAAGAAUGAAGACCUGCUGUCUGCAAACUACACUGAGACUUACUACCUGUCAGAUGGGACACCAGUAACAACCAGCCCUAAAAUUCAGAAUCACUGCUACUAUCAAGGGAAUGUGAAGAAUGAUAAUGGGUCCCUGGCGAGCAUUAGUACAUGCAGUGGGCUAAGAGGCCUCAUCCAGACUGAAGGCCAAAUGUAUCUAAUUGAGCCUCUGAAAGACACAGACAGCGAGUCCCAUGCUGUGUAUGAGGCCCAGAUGGAGACACCCAAAACUUGUGGUGUGGACAAUACAACAUAUAGAGAGGAAAUUGUUGUCAAGAAAUCUCGUUCCGGAAGCUCUGCUGAGCAACAGCAAAUUCUGAAGGCCCAGAAGUACAUCCGCUUGGUUGUUGUUGCAGAUAAUUCAAUGUUUAUUAAGUACAACAAGAGUAUCACCAACGUGAAGAUAAGAAUCUUCGAGGUUAUAAAUUUUGUCAAUGUGGUGUAUAAGGCCAUAAAUACCUUUGUUGCUCUGAUCGGGAUUGAGGUUUGGAACACGACGGACCAGUUUAAAGUGGUGACCUCGGCCUCUGCGGAUCUGGCUGCCUUCGCUGACUGGAGAAAGAAUGUUCUUCUGCGUAGGACGCCGAAUGACAACGCUCAGUUGCUGACAAAUACAGAUUUUGAUGGUGCUACAGUUGGACUGGCCUACGUGGGCACUGAGUGCAGUGAAACCCAUUCUGCUGGAGUAAUCCAGGAUCACAGCAAAGCUUCUAUUGGCGUUGGUGCCACGGUUGCCCACGAGCUGGGACACAACUUGGGAAUGAACCAUGAUACCGACUCUUGUUCUUGCAGUGCCAGCUCGUGCAUCAUGGCACCUUACCUCAGUGUUAACACCCCGCGUUUGUUCAGUAGCUGCAGCUUACAGAACUACCAGGAUUUUCUCCUUAGCCGAAUGCCACAGUGUAUGCUGGCCGUGCCGCUGAAAGAAGACAUUAUAGCACCUGCAGUGUGCGGGAAUAAGUUCACCGAGAUUGGGGAGGAUUGCGACUGUGGAACAGUAGAGGAAUGCACCAAUCAAUGCUGUGAUGCUGCCACUUGCAAACUCAAGUCAACUGCAAAGUGCGCUGAGGGUGAUUGCUGUGACAACUGUCAGAUUAAGAAAGCUGGAAGUGUGUGCAGAGCAGCCAAGGAUGAUUGUGACCUGGCAGAUAUGUGUGACGGGAAGUCCUCUGUGUGUCCCUCCGACCGCUUCCGAGUCAAUGGCUUCCCCUGCAGCAAUGGGAAGGGCUACUGCUUUAAUGGGAAGUGUCCGACUCACCAGAGCCAGUGCACAACACUAUGGGGUGCAAGUUCUGUGCCGAGCGAAGACUCCUGCUUCAACGUGAACACAAGAGGGGUUGACUACGGCUACUGUACCAUGGCUGGGGCUACCUAUGUUCCUUGCAAACCUAAGGAUGUAAAAUGUGGCAUGCUGUUUUGCUAUGGAGGCAGCUCGCAGCCCAGUAUUUAUGCUGCUGUCGCAGAGUUUUCCAGAUGCAGAGCAGUCCUGGCUCAAGGAGGAAUGGUGCAAAAUGGGACAAAAUGUGGAGAUGGGAUGGUUUGCUACAAUGGGGCUUGCAGCAGCAUUGAAAGUGCAUACAGAUCAACCAACUGCUCUGCCCAGUGCUCAGGACAUGCGGUUUGUGACCACGAGAUGCUGUGCCAGUGUGAAGAGGGCUGGGCUCCUCCCACCUGUGAUGUCGCCUCACCAACGAAUAUCAUUAUCAUCGUCGUGGUGAUCGUCAUUGCUCUUGCCCUUGUCAUUGGACUUGUGUUUCUGGCAAGAUUCUACAGAGGAAAGGGGAAGAAGCAGAGUUCCAGCAGCUUCCCAGCAACUGUAACUGUUGAAGGUUCCACAAAUCCAUCAUUUCGUAACCAGCCCCCUCCUCAGAUGCAAAUGCCUUUGCCCCAAGUACAUAAACCAAAGCCGGCUACAGACAAGUCGUGGCCACCCAGCCGAGUUGGUUACCAGGCACCUCAGUAUUCUGUGACUACAGCCUCACCUCAAGCUGAGCCAAAACUAAAGAAACCAACGGUGGCUCCACCCCCUGUACCUCCUGCUAAACCAGCACCUCCUCCUGCACCACCAAAGCCCCUGAAACCCCCCGUGAGGAAUUGAUGUGGAUGACGCCCCAGAAGAGGUUGUGGCUAGUACCCUGCGUGACUACUGCUCAGCACUGUAUUUAGCCCAUGAAGAGCCAGCCUGCACCCCUCUAGCUAUUGCUAAGCCGCAGUUCUCUGAACAUUGCUUUGGGGGUCCUGGUACUGUGGUGUGACCCUGUCAGAGAGAGACUGUGCUUUUCUGCUGUUCGGAGGGUUUUUACAGUGUGGUGUUGGGUCUUCCUACCUAUGUCAUUAUCAGGUGCACGUGCCACCCAUGCCUUGGCUGCUUUGACCUUCUCCCACGUGGCUGGGUGGGGGUCCAAAAUCCCCCUUUUAUCUUGAACUGUUUUACUCCCCUGUAUAUAUUUUAAUUGACUAUUUUAUGAUAUAUUAAUAUCUUUUUUUUUAAUGUUAAUAUAUUUACUCUGCGCAGCUGGAUGAAACACUUAGGGUCAUGGCAAAGAAUAGUAGCAGUCAAAACACCCCAUAAACUUGUCACCCUUUUUAAUGCAUAAGCCAUGGUGCUUGCCAUUAAAGGGGAACUUUCCCCUGCACACAUGAUGCCAAUAAGGAGAAUAUCACAGUGCAAUGCAUUGUGGGUUAUGUAGUUCCUACAUGCUGUCUGUAAGCUGUGGGGAAGUUGUUACAAUUUGUAACAUCAAUGUUUUAGUUCCUCCUCCCCUGCCAGGAUUUCCAGUGAUGCAGAAAAAGAAGAACUGUUUUGCAGUUGGAUUUCAGCAGAUAAAAAUGGUAAUUAUACUUUUUGAAGAAACAGAUUACAGUGAUAGUUAUAUCAGGGGUUUCUGUUUUGUGUGGGGCUCUAUAACAAAUUUUGGUUCGGAAGCCUGAGUUCCCCCUAAAAUAUUAACAGUAAUGACAGGGCCAUUUUAUCGGUCUUUAACCACCACUGUUUUCCACUGGAGGGCAGUAGCAGACCAUGGAUGUGAGAAUCCCAACUGUGCCUUGGGAGAAGAUUGUCACGCUGUGUACAUAGUCACACUAUACAUAGUCAUACUAUACUACACUAUAUCAGUGUUGCUCCUGGUACCGCAGCACAAUGUGGGUCAUUACAGGUCCACUUAUCUCUUUUGUGCAAAAAGGAAUUCUCAGGGCAUUAUGGGUAUCUGCCAUUUCUCAUUGUCUCUUUUUUAUGGUUUUAGAAAGAUAAUUUUUUUUUCACUUUCUGUACUGUAAAUACUUGUGUAAAUAGUUUAUGUCAAAGGAUAGUGUAGGGAUUUGUGAGAAUGAGUGAGUGCCGGGUAUUGUGGGGCGUGAGUGAGCUAUUUAUUGGUGUGUGCCGCGUGGUUAGUCCCUUACAGUCCGAUUGGCUUUUAACCCUACCUGUUUGAUCGCCGGUACAUCUAGUGCCAACUACUGUGGAAAUGACAUUUUUUCAAUAUAUUUGCCCUUUUAUGGAAAAUGCUUCUUUUACUGUUUUGUACAACUUUA